Anopheles bellator is the source of this 2712-nucleotide messenger RNA. It is a transcript of the gene INPP5E, whose product is annotated as inositol polyphosphate 5-phosphatase E. NCBI's taxonomy places the organism in Eukaryota, Metazoa, Arthropoda, Insecta, Diptera, Culicidae. Gene Ontology annotation, molecular function: phosphatase activity. Gene Ontology annotation, biological process: phosphatidylinositol dephosphorylation. The transcript has 3 exons. The coding region runs from base 1 to 2418 and encodes 805 amino acids. The record is from RefSeq and is a predicted model, not a curated record.
AUGGACAAGUCGGCGUCCGAGGCAACGGGCCCAUCAAAGACUGGCACCGUGAAAGCGGCCAAACGACCCUUUCUUGGUUUACUUUCGAAGCGUUCAUCUCGUGUCGAGCCACAGCGUUGCUCAGAAAGUGAGGACGAGCUACCGGUGAGCAACGAGGGCGGUGGCUCUACCUUCAGCUUGAUCAGUAAUCAACCUCCUUCGCACCAUCAACGAGGCGUCACGGUUAAGUGCACCACCGGUAACAACAGCAAUGGUGCCACCACAAUAACAACGACAGCAACGCGUCAAGACUCAUCUAACCCGAGCGAUACUAAUUCCUAUCAGCUGCUAUCGACGUCAUCCACCGCGACCACUACGUCUUCCACCGGCCCCGACUCGUCAACGGCAUCGAAAAUACCACUAGCCGCCGGUGGUACAACGCUUCUCCGAAAGCGUGACACGGCCGCCACCCGAGCUGCGCAACUCAGCCAGCGAUUGAGUGAAUGCGUCACCGCCAGCAACGGCCGCGGAGAUGGUGGACAGUUAAAUCUUUGCUGUUCGGUCGACGAAGCGACUGUCGUCAAAUUGUCGCCAUCCCGCAAUCGGUACUCUCAUCCGGCGACCGGCAGUGCCGGCAGUGAUUCACACGACUUGCAGGUUCAGAAACGAAGGCAGCAACAAAAACUUGAGUUAACGACAAAAAGCUGCACCAGCUACCCGAUCGAAAAAUCAUCUCCUCUGAGGCACCGGAGACCGCUUGAAGUGGGUUACCCGGUUCCCCGGCCUCUCGAAGACGUGGUGGGAGACAGCGCACGGGAGAGUACGACCAUGGAUGAAAACUGUUGCCGUUCGAAGGCAAACGUUUCACUGGUGCACAAUCGCGUCGUCACGAAACCGAUCGUGUUUCGGGAAUAUCAGAACCACACGCAGCGUGCCAUUAUGUCCAGCAAAUCUCGAUUCCGUGAACGAUUUCUCCCUCCUUUGCAUCGCAGCAACAUGGACGGGUACGAAAAAAUGGAACAGCACUACAGUUCACCGAACAUUGCCGAGAAAGAAGGUGAAGGAGAGGCCGAUGGCAACAGCCUACUUCCCGGUAGUUGUAACCGCGAGCAGCGCGAAUCCCGUAAAUCCAUGUCAUUCGACGGGGCUGUGGCAGCGGUGGAUGAUGCUGGUGGGGCAUCGAGAGGGGCACACGUCGGCUCUGCCGAUUCACUCGCCCGUCAAGCGCUGAUGGCAGCCCAUGUGCUAAACUUAAUUCCGGCCGAGAAAGCGCGCCAGCGCAAUUUUUUGCAUGGUCGACUCGCUUCGACCUCGUUGCUCGGAGCAACCGAACUGGACAAGAUGCUCCCGGACCGCGAGGUGACCAUCUUUAUCGGCACGUGGAAUAUGAACGGUCAGAGUCCUCCGCGGCAGAUGAAUGACUUCGUUCUUCCGACCGCACUGGAACAUGUUCCGGAUGUGAUCGUGUUUGGUACGCAGGAGUCCUGCUCCGAGCGCUUUGAGUGGGAGGUGACGCUUCAGGAAACCCUCGGGCCUUCACACAUCCUUCUUCAUUCGACUAGCCUCGGUACGUUGCACCUUGCCGUGUUUAUCCGGCGCGAUCUCAUCUGGUUCUGCUCCGAGCCGGAAGACGCUUGCCUAUCCGUUCGGCCUGGGACCGCGUUUCGAACGAAGGGAGCUGUCGCAAUUUCGUUCUGUCUGUUCGGUACUUCCUUCCUAUUUGUCACCUCACACCUUACCGCUCACCAGCAGAAAGUGAAAGAACGGGUGUCGGACGUGAAGAAGAUCAUCCACGCGCUCGAUCUGCCCCGUAAUCUAACGGUGAAACAUCGUAACCGGGACGUGACACAAAACUUCGACAGCGUUUACUGGUGUGGUGAUUUGAACUUUCGGUUGAGUGAACCGCGUGACAAGCUGAUGCAGUGGAUCGAAACGACGCAGUUUCCGUUGCCAGCCCACCUGCCACACGGAUUCAUGCACACCGAUCAGCUGACCACGGUUCUUGCGGACGGGGCGGCGUUUCGAGGAUUUCGCGAAGCAAAGAUUUCAUUUCCACCGACCUAUAAGUACGAUCCCGGCACUCAACGGUUCGAUUCCUCUAGCAAACAGCGGGCUCCAGCCUACACCGAUCGAAUACUAUACAAGUUUAAACCCCUUCCGGUAACGACAGUACAUCGACGAGCCAGCAAUGUACCGCCAGGCACCAAAAUCUCUCAUCCUCCAUCGCCUGUCAGGUGCUUGGCGUACGAUUCGGUACAGAGCAUCACAUCCUCCGAUCAUAAACCUGUAUGGGCCCUGUUCUGCAACACAAUCCGACCCGGCAUUGAUACUGUUCCACUGGCAGCUGGACUGUUCAAUCGCGAGGUGUAUUUGGAGGGUAUGAAACGACGGCUAGACAAUUCUGGAGCUGGUGCUUCGGCCGUUUGCAGCAUUCAAUGACGCCGACUGUUUGAUCGUUCGUCGUAAGGUGAGCUAAUUGACGGAUUUUUGUGCUGGAAAUGUAAUUGUGAUAAGAGCAGUGGGAGUCAAGUACGAUCGAACCUUAUAUUAAUUGAAGGAACUAGAGUUGAAAUAGGAAACCUUGUUCUUAGCUCUAUAAUGCUCAUGAAAGAUUCGGUCUGCGUGAUGAUAACGCGGCCGCCCUACAGUAAUGACUGUGACCUUUAUUGUUUCUAAUGAAAGCCUUAUCAUGUUCCUUGGUGAGAUAUAGUGAACAAACAUCGUCAACAAAUC